Brassica napus (rape) is the source of this 1702-nucleotide messenger RNA. RefSeq lists its product as uncharacterized. The coding region runs from base 1 to 1542 and encodes 513 amino acids. The record is from RefSeq and is a predicted model, not a curated record. The transcript is spliced from 9 exons. Lineage: Eukaryota; Viridiplantae; Streptophyta; Magnoliopsida; Brassicales; Brassicaceae.
AUGGCUAAUGCACUACGCUACAGCUACCUAAGAGGUCCAGGAGCCAUUGAUUCUGAUGAUCAUCGUCCUCUCAAGAAGAGAUUCGUGGUUGGUCAUCAACAGGCACCGCAGCAGGCACCGCAGGCACCGCAGCAGGCACCGCGGCAACAGGCACUGCAGCAGGCACCGCGGCAACAGGCGCGGCAACAGGCACCGGCGCAAGAGGAACCGCCGCAAGAGGAUCCGCCGCAAGAGUGUUUGGGGAGAGUCGUGGUUCGUCAUCAACAGGCACCGCAGCAGGCACGACGGCAACAAGCACCGCAUCAGGCACCACGGCAACAGGCACCGGAGCAGGAGGAUCCGCCGCAAGGGUGUUUGGGGAGAGUCGUGGUUCGUCAUCAACAGGCACCGCGGCAACAGACACCGCAGCAGGCACGACGGCAACAAGCACCGCAUCAGGCACCACGGCAACAAGCACCAGAGCAGGAGGAUCCGGAAGAAGACGCUAAUACCGCGGAGCCGCCACCUCCUCUUCCUUGCCGAUACAGGUCUCUGCGGAGCCUGUUUAAAACUUGUCCUCUACUCGGCUGUUUCCUGAAAGUUGAGCAAAAUCGCAGCCACUGCUGCUACGGCCAUUUUCAGUUGGCACGAGAAUUUGCCCAACGAGCUGUGGCUUUUCAUUACUUCGACGGAUUCCUUGAUGGAGAACAUCGAAAGAGGGUUUGUAUCUUGGCUCUGCUGAACAGUGUCCGAGGCUUACAAACAGGUGUUCCAAAUCUGGAUCACGUUGCUGGAUUAUUCACCACACUUCCUUGGCAGCUAAAGAUCAUACCAGAAAAUGCAGGAAAUUGGCUAUUUUUCAAGACACCCCCACUACGCUACACAUCGAUGAGCUACACAUCGACGAACUGUGGCACUAAGCCGCCGGCCAUCUGGUGGAAAAAAAAUCCAUUCCUAAGUAUUGGUUUCGAGGGGUUUGAUCAUCCACCUGUUAAGUACACCCUGUUUCUGAUGGAUGGUGGUGAUGACCAUCACAGGCAGUUGGCUAAAGACUGGAGACUCCAUCUCUUCCAGUGCCAAGAACUCUCCCUUUACUGCCUCUCAACUGGUGGUAGCUUGAUCUUCGCUCAACCAGAACCAAAAUUGGUAAAGAAACAAAAUCCUGGUGAUGGUGAUACUUCUCCCACAGACAGAGACCCUAACCCUGUUUCAAAAAUUGCUUCUUCAAAACGCCACCGCAACCUGCCUUCUACUUCUAACUCUUCAUCUGUACCGCAAGUUCCUGUUGGUAACCCACAAGGCAGAGGCAGAAAUUCGAUGUUGUCUUUUUUGGCUGUGACGGAAGGGGUUGCAUGUCGUGAUGGUGAAACUGUAGAGUUGCAACAGAUUAAGGCAAAGAAGAAGAUUGGUCCAUCAUUUGCUCUCAAAAACCUUGCCAAAACUCUGUUUAAGGUCUGUGAGCUUCAUCCACAGGAUGUUGUUUUCAAGGAUCAGAAAGAUGCUCAGAAAAUGUAUAGAUUCAAUGAUCUUUCGCUGGCAGGCAAAGAGACGAUGGAUCAGUGAACUUCGCUGCCAAUAUUCUAAAACAGUUCUUUUGUAGAAUACCCUUAUGUUCGUUAAUAAGUUUGAGGUACUCUUUUUUCGCGUAGCAAAACAAAUACCAUGUCCCUAUUGAUACGAUAUCUGUGAAAGUUUCAUAUAUCCUUAUACGGAACGUUUCAUA